CGGAAGAACACAGCGACGGGUCCAAGAAAACCGACGACCAACCGCGCUAGUUACAGUAGCUAGCUGCUGACAGAAUCAAGCCAAAAACGAGUCAAACAGUCCUCAUUAACGCUUAAUUAACUUCUCCUCCAUCCCAUUCUCAUCUCAACAGUCUUCUCUAAAUACCUUCUUCCUCCCCACCCACACAGGAUCCAUCGCCAACAAGAUGGAUCACCGUCCGCCAUUGCCGCGGCUCCUCCUCUUCUCCAUCCUCACAACUUGCUUCAUUUUCCCCCAUCCAACAGCAUCCGCAGCCGUGACAGCAGCAACACCAAGCUGCUCGCCCAAGACAUGCGGCAACGUGAGCAUCAGCUACCCGUUCUGGCUCACCUCCUCCUCCUCCUCCGUCCCCUGCGGCCCGUCGGCGUUCCAAGUCGACUGCCUGAGAAUCAACAACAACAGCAACCUCAUGAUCCCGUCCCUUUCACGCUCCUUCAGGGGCGGCUACAAGAUCCUGAGCAUUUCCUACUCCACACGCUCCCUCGUCGUCUCCAACGACAACGUGCAGACGAACCCGGCCACGGCCGGGUGCCCGGUGCCGCGCAUCGACGUCUCCGCCAGCCUCAGCCUGGCGCCCUUCUCCGCCAGCGCCGGCGCCAACCGGCAGCUCGUCUUCCUCUUCAACUGCACGGCGGCGCCUCCUCCGGCCGGGUUCGUCCCCGUGGCCUGCAACGAGUCCACGCCACGGCCGCUGGUGAGGCUGGACGAGCGCUACGACACGGCGAAGGCGAGGGCCGUGGCCGGGAAGUGCGACUACUCGGUGGUGCCGGUCGUUGGUGGUGGAGGGUCGACGGUUCCGGGGAAGAUGAUCGGCGAGGAGUACCCGAGGCUGCUGAGGGGAGGGUACGUGCUGGAGUGGAGGGCAUCGGCGGGGGACUGCGGCGCCUGCGAGGGCUCCGGUGGCCGCUGCGGGUUCGACGCCGACGCCGACGCCUUCGCCUGCGUUUGCAACGACGGCUCCUCGCGCCCGGCAAGAUGCGGUGCGAAGAAAUCCAGAAACAGAGUCAUCCUGAUAGUGUCAUUGUCGAUCACAGCUGGCUUUCUAUUGGCAUGCCUCGUCAUCGUCUUGAAGUUCCACCGACGAAUUCGGAGAUCCAGUUUACUAUCCAACGUCGUCAUGGACAGAGACGCCCGAGCCGACAACGCCAACGUGGAGAAGCUGCUGCAGAAGUACGGGUCCUUGGCUCCGAGGCGGUACAGGUACUCGGAGCUGAAGAAGAUCACCGGCUCCUUCAAGCACAAGCUCGGCGAAGGCGGCUACGGCGCCGUGUUCCUCGGAACCAUUCCCCGCGAUGGCGGCGGUGGCCGGACGGUGGCCGUGAAGUUCCUGCACGAGUCGACCAAGUCCAAGCCCAAAGGCGAGGAGUUCCUGAACGAGGUGAUCAGCAUCGGACGGACCUCGCACGUCAACAUCGUCACCUUGCUCGGCUUCUGCCUCGAAGGCCCCCGCCGCGCCCUCGUCUACGAGCACUUGCCCAACGGCUCCCUCGACCGCUACAUCUACUCCUCCGACUCCUCCAACAAUGGCGGCAACGGCAGCAUUACUCUGGGGUGGGAGACGCUGCAGGAGAUCGCGGUGGGGGUGGCGAGGGGGCUGGAGUACCUGCACGAGGGCUGCAACACUCGGAUCAUCCACUUCGACGUGAAGCCGCACAACGUGCUGCUGGACGCGGAGUUCCGGCCCAAGGUUGCCGACUUCGGCAUGGCCAAGCUGUGCGACCCUGAGGCGAGCGUGCUGACCAUGGCCGACGCCAGGGGCACCGUGGGGUUCAUCGCGCCCGAGGUGUUCUCCCGUGGGUUCGGGGUCGUGUCGGCCAAGUCCGACGUGUACAGCUACGGGAUGCUGCUGCUGGAGAUGGUCGCUGGACGGAGCAACGUCAAGGCCUACGCCGCCGCCGAGAAGGCGCACGAUGGUGGCCUCUUCUUCCCGCUCUGGAUCUACGACCACUUGCUCGGCGACAAUGGCGUGCUGUUGCUGCAGGAUGAUGUCGGCGCCGGAGACGAGGAUGGCGGGGAGAUGAUCGCGAGGAAGAUGGCGCUGAUUGGGCUGUGGUGCAUUCAGACCGUGCCAGCGAGCCGGCCGGCCAUGAGCGGGGUGCUGGAGAUGCUGGAGAGGAGCGUCCAUGAGCUUGAGUUGCCGCCCAGGCCCUACCACCCUUUGUCUCCCUCGCCGUCGCCGUCGCACUCGCUCCCCUCGAGCUAUCCUUCUUCUACCUCGGCCUUCACUCAACGGUACACAUCUGGACUAUUACUCAUCCAUUUUAAUUGUUCUUGUGCAUCUCUGAAUUGACCACCAAAGAAAUUUGAUGACCACUUAUUAUGCAUGAUCGGUGUAUGUCUUGUUUGACCAGAUCAAGAUCGCUUACACCGGGGAGCACAGUGUAAUUAUUAAGAGAUGGUUUUCUGGUCAAGAGAAGAAGAAGCAGAGACUUGGAUGUCUGAAGAUGACAAAAACCAAAACAUGAUACAAAGUUAGAUGCCGGCCUGUUGUUGUGAUGCGCCACCAAAAAGUUCUUAAUUUGUGUAAAGGAGCAAACGAUUGAGAAAGAACUGUAUAGAUUAACCGAGGUCAAGGUUUUAGCUACCGGGGAUUUGUGAUCGCCGGUGACCACGGCACACGGAAAAUCCUAGAUGUUUACCGAACAGGAAUUCUAAUCAAAUCUUGAAUUUAAUAUUGCACCCCUA
Brachypodium distachyon (stiff brome) is the source of this 2724-nucleotide messenger RNA. RefSeq names its product LEAF RUST 10 DISEASE-RESISTANCE LOCUS RECEPTOR-LIKE PROTEIN KINASE-like 2.1. Gene Ontology annotation, molecular function: polysaccharide binding; protein kinase activity; ATP binding. Lineage: Eukaryota; Viridiplantae; Streptophyta; Magnoliopsida; Poales; Poaceae. The transcript is spliced from 3 exons. Gene Ontology annotation, biological process: protein phosphorylation. Bases 206 to 2329 code for a protein of 707 amino acids. The record is from RefSeq and is a predicted model, not a curated record.